Molecule: messenger RNA, 3399 nt
Organism: Xiphophorus couchianus (Monterrey platyfish)
Lineage: Eukaryota; Metazoa; Chordata; Actinopteri; Cyprinodontiformes; Poeciliidae
Product: cleavage and polyadenylation specificity factor subunit 3
Exons: 18
Coding region: 151-2223 (690 amino acids)
Biological process (GO): mRNA 3'-end processing by stem-loop binding and cleavage
Cellular component (GO): mRNA cleavage and polyadenylation specificity factor complex
Molecular function (GO): RNA endonuclease activity; 5'-3' RNA exonuclease activity; RNA binding
Source: RefSeq, a predicted model, not a curated record
GAUGCCGACAUUUUACGGAACUGUUUUCAAGAAAGUGUUGUUUCCAGACGGGCCCUGAGCCACACUGUCCAUUUAUCAUUACCCCAGUAUACCGAUUUUAUUUGUAUUAUUGUGUAAUUUCACGUAUUUACGCCGUAUAAUUGAAGUGUAAUGGCGUCUAAGCGAAAAGCAGACAUGGUGGUCCCUGCUGAGGAAAGCGACCAGCUCCUCAUCCGCCCUCUUGGCGCAGGCCAGGAAGUUGGGAGAUCUUGUAUAAUCCUGGAGUUCAAAGGGAGGAAAAUUAUGCUGGACUGCGGCAUCCAUCCGGGUUUAGAGGGAAUGGAUGCUCUUCCCUAUAUCGACCUGAUCGACCCCGCAGAGAUCGACCUCCUCCUCAUCAGCCAUUUUCACUUGGAUCACUGCGGCGCUCUGCCCUGGUUCCUCCAGAAAACCAGCUUUAAGGGGCGGACAUUCAUGACGCACGCCACCAAGGCCAUCUACCGCUGGCUGCUGUCAGACUACGUCAAAGUCAGUAACAUCUCUGCAGAUGACAUGCUGUACACUGAGACCGACCUGGAGGACAGCAUGGAUAAAAUAGAGACCAUCAACUUCCAUGAGGUGAAGGAAGUGGCUGGGAUCAAGUUCUGGUGCUACCAUGCUGGUCAUGUGCUGGGAGCGGCCAUGUUCAUGAUCGAAAUAGCUGGAGUUAAGCUGCUGUACACAGGAGACUUCUCCAGACAGGAGGACAGACAUCUGAUGGCAGCCGAGAUCCCGAGUGUCAAACCUGACAUCUUAAUUAUAGAGUCGACCUACGGGACUCACAUCCACGAGAAGAGGGAGGAGCGCGAGGCUCGCUUCUGCAACACGGUGCAUGACAUCGUCAACCGGGAGGGCCGCUGCUUGAUUCCCGUGUUCGCUCUGGGACGGGCCCAGGAGCUGCUGCUCAUCCUGGAUGAAUACUGGCAGAAUCACCCAGAACUCCACGACAUUCCCAUCUAUUACGCCUCAUCUCUGGCCAAGAAGUGCAUGGCUGUCUACCAGACCUACGUCAACGCAAUGAACGACAAAAUCCGCAAAGCAAUCAACAUUAACAACCCCUUUGUGUUCAAACACAUCAGCAAUCUGAAGAGCAUGGACCACUUUGAUGACAUCGGCCCCAGCGUGGUGAUGGCGUCGCCUGGUAUGAUGCAGAGCGGCCUCUCCAGGGAGCUGUUCGAGAGCUGGUGCACCGAUAAGAGGAACGGCGUCAUCAUCGCUGGAUACUGUGUGGAGGGAACGCUAGCUAAGCACAUUAUGUCUGAGCCAGAGGAGAUCACCACCAUGUCCGGACAGAAGCUGCCACUCAAGAUGUCAGUGGACUACAUCUCCUUCUCCGCCCACACCGACUACCAGCAGACCAGCGAGUUCAUCCGGGCCCUCAAGCCGCCUCAUGUGAUCCUGGUUCACGGGGAGCAGAACGAGAUGGCCCGCCUGAAGGCAGCGCUGAUCCGGGAGUACGAGGAUAACGACCAGGUCCACAUCGAAGUGCACAACCCUCGCAACACGGAGGCCGUCACUCUCAACUUCAGGGGAGAGAAGCUGGCCAAGGUGAUGGGUUCCCUGGCUGAUAAGAAAUGUGCUCAGGGUCAGAGGGUGUCUGGCAUACUCGUCAAGAAGAACUUCAAUUACCACAUCCUGAAUCCAUCCGACCUCUCUACAUACACAGAGCUGGCCAUGAGCACGGUGAAGCAGAACCAGGCCAUCCCGUUCACCGGGCCGUACUCGCUGCUCGUCUGCCACCUGAGGAACCUGACAGGGGACGUGGAGGAGCUGGACGGCACGGAGAAGAAAACGCUGAAGAUCUUUAAAAGCAUCACUCUGGUCCACGAGGUCGGCAUGGUGGUGCUGGAGUGGGUAGCCAAUCCGCUGAACGACAUGUAUGCUGACGCCAUCACCACCGUGGUGCUGGAGGUCCAGUCCAACCCAAAGGCUCAGAAAGUCAUGGAGACGCAGAGUACCACUAUGGACAUGGAUGUCUUCCAAACCCGGUUAGAGGUCAUGCUGCAGGACAUGUUUGGAGAGGACUGUGUGGACUUCAGCGAUGGGAAAGUCAUUUCUGUGAUGGUGGACGGACAGACGGUCCACAUCAGCUUGGAGACGCGGGCGGUUUACUGCGAGGACGACGUCUCAGAGGACGACUCCCUCAGAGAGAUGGUGGAGCUGGCCGUGCAGCGGCUCUACGACGCCCUGAACCCGGCACUCUGAGGACGGGCCUCCAGAUGGGCCCGAUCCAGUUUCAGGUCUCCAACCAGAAACUGGAUCUUUUAACAGAACUACUGUAGAACAGAAGAAUAAGCUUGAUUUUACAUGUUUUAGCUGAUGUACAAGCACUUUAAGUUAACUGUAUUUGUGUAGCUUUUCUGUAGUUUUUAUUUCUACAAAUAUGCAUUGAUUUAGCUUACCUGUGUGAACAUAUGGCUGGUGAUUGUUGCAUGUUAAAAUGUUUUUAUUUAAAAGUUGAUUAAAAAAUUAAGCAUUAGCCAGAUUUGUAUGUUUCCUGUAGUACAAAGUGCCAUUUAUAAAGUUAGUCAAAAAUGAACAGCAAUGAUUUGGGUUACUUAGCCUGCAAUAAGAUUAUAACAGUGGGAGUUAAUUUUGAAAAGAUUUUUACUGUCAGAUUUUUAAUGUUUUAAACCAUUUAGGUUGGAACCUAAAUAUUUAGUCAACAAGCUAAAAAUGAGCUUCAAACUAAAGAUACGAAAUAAUGCAAGAUGGACAAAAAUACAUUUGUGUUCUUGUACUGAGAAAUUUACGGACUUGAAACUGUUUUGUAUUUGCAAAAGAAAUAUCCACAAUUACAAAACUCUUAUAGAUUAUAAGGCACAAAUACUUAUGCACACAAUCCACCGUCAUAGAGCUGCCUGGAGACGUCGCCCAGCUGCUUUAUGGAGGGUGUUGGUGAGGAGGGGCAAAGUCAAAGGCUCCAGAGCUGUUUGUGGGUUAUUUUUUAAUCUUUGGAACAAUAUAACUUUCAACAUUUAAGUAAACAUAAAAGGCACUUCCCCUAGAAUGACAACCUGAUCUUAGAUCACUGGAGUUAUUGAAAAGUGCUUCCAAUGCUUUAUCCGUUUCAUAAAUACUUAAUAAAAUUUACAAGAUUAAAGGAUACAUGACUUUAUGAAAGUCAAAAACAGUUUAAAUAAAAUAUCCAGAGGCUGUGAGUCAAAUUAUAAACUUCAUGUGCAGAGAGAGAAAUCAGGAAUCCCAGCCACCAAACUUCCCAGAGUAAAUAGAUUUAAACAUCCAUUAGGUGAAAAACAUGAUGUUCCUGAAUCCAACAUUUUUUCCACCAAUGUGCAAAAAAAUAACAGAUCAUCUUAUAAUGCUAAACGUUUUAUGCACUAAAGAAAUGUGGAAAUAAAUUAAUAUGUUCUUACAGUA